CUUCGGUUUUUAUUUUCGCUGUAACUGCCUCCAAAUGGUUCUUCUCUCUUCCACGAAGCCAACCAACCUCCCUCCAUUCUUCCUCUCUUUCUCUUCAAUCUCUUCCUCCCAUUUCUGCAAUUCCUCUCUUUCAUUUUCAACUAUUCCUUCCUUCUCCUCCUUCGCAAUCCGCUCUCACCUUCUACUUCACCCACUUUCUUCUUCUCAUUCUAUCGGAGUUAGCUCCGCCCUCUGCCGCUCCUCCCGUCCUGGCCGUCCACCGCCCCGCCGGGUCGAUCCUCCUCCAGGAAAUGAUUCCAGACACCUUAUAGGUUUUGCUGGGGCUUUAGUGAGAUUGCAAGAUAGAGUACGGAUAUUCUUUGCUGUGCUUUUCUGGAUGUCUCUGUUCUUUUGGGCUUCUGCAUGGGAUGGGAGGAAUAGACCAAACAAGGGAUCAAGAUUUAAAAAGAUGAAGUAGUGAGCAUAUAAGACUGUACGCGCCUAAGUAUAUAACAACUCAUCGCUUACGGCAUAGAUCUAAUAUACAGUAGUAUAUCAAUCAACACGGGAAAGAAUUCAAAUGAGAGGAAUGGAUGUUCUGAUGCUUAAUAAACUUUCCAGAUUCAUAUGUAUAUGUCCUGCGCGCUGCUUAAAUUACUCUCAGUCAAAUUAUUCAUGAGCAGUCAUUCUGGGUUUCUUUUCUUCCUCAGUGCUGUAUUUCAUGAGAUUGCCGGGAAUCUAAAUCCAUGCUUCACCCACAUUUCUUUUGAUGCAGUCAGUCAUUUCUCCAAAUGAUGCGUUUUAUUUUUCUUUUUUACAUUUCUUUUUCUUCACAGAGAUUAAAGAUUUUAACUAGAUAUUGGCAUAUUCGAUGUCAGUGGUGUGACUUUAAAGGUGUAAUUUUUGGGUUUUGAUUUCUGGUACAAGAAGCUGAAAAGAUUAAUAUAUAUAUAUAUAUAUAUGAUCUUUUUCAGUUAUAUACAAUAUUUAAUAAUGGAAUGCUUAGGUUCUA
Messenger RNA from Prosopis cineraria, 991 nucleotides. RefSeq lists its product as uncharacterized. NCBI's taxonomy places the organism in Eukaryota, Viridiplantae, Streptophyta, Magnoliopsida, Fabales, Fabaceae. The coding region runs from base 35 to 457 and encodes 140 amino acids. The transcript has 2 exons. The record is from RefSeq and is a predicted model, not a curated record.